AGAAACUGAAUAUGAUUUAUUGGGUUUCGUUGUUUUUGUUCGAACGUACUCCGAAUUCCUUCGAGUUGCGUUUUAUUUUCUAUUCCCGUGUAUUAUUUGUGUCUGUUUACUCACCGGCGAAGUUUUGGAAUUUGAAAUCUGUUGUUUGGUGGGGACUGGUUCGAGGAAUUACGCGAUCGGAUCUAGGUUCUAUAUUGUUGCUGGUUUGUAACGGAUUUGGAGAUCUGGGACUACUGUCUCAACAAGAAUAGGUUUCCGUUGUUUGUUAUGUGAAGUUUUGGCAUCUGAGCAAGUCAUUGGAAGCAGGAAAUGGUUAAAAGGCAUGGAGUGUUUUGAUUUUCAAGCGAUAUCAUGUUGCAGUGCAUAGGGGGAUUUUUUGCUUCCCUACUAAGAUGUUGUGAUCUUGACUUGUAUAAGCAAUCAAGAGGUCUUGACGAUCCAGAACUUCUAGCAAGGGAGACUGUGUUCAGUGUAAGUGAAAUAGAGGCACUAUAUGAACUCUUUAAGAAGAUAAGCAGUGCCGUGAUUGAUGAUGGCCUGAUCAACAAGGAGGAGUUUCAACUGGCGUUGUUCAAGACGAAUAAAAAAGAAAGCCUAUUUGCUGACAGGGUGUUUGACUUAUUUGAUACGAAACACAAUGGAAUAUUAGGCUUUGAAGAGUUUGCUCGCGCGCUAUCUGUAUUUCACCCGAAUGCCCCGAUUGAUGAUAAAAUUGAAUUUUCUUUUCAAUUGUACGAUCUUAAGCAGCAAGGUUUUAUAGAGAGACAAGAGGUGAAGCAAAUGGUAGUGGCUACCCUUGCAGAAUCUGGCAUGAAUCUUUCGGAUGAUGUUAUUGAGAGUAUAAUUGAUAAGACCUUUGAAGAAGCUGAUACAAAACAUGACGGAAAGAUUGAUAAGGAAGAGUGGAGAAAUCUUGUUCUACGUCAUCCAUCUCUCUUAAAGAACAUGACCCUUCAAUAUCUCAAGGACAUCACCACAACUUUCCCAAGUUUUGUCUUCCAUUCGCAAGUUGACGAUACCUGAAGUCGUGAUCUGCAGUUGAAGUAUAGUGAUUGUAGUUGGAUCAUGGUUUGCUCGAUUGUAAACGCUGUAGGCUGCUUCUUAGAAAGGAGGGGCUAAUAUUUAAUUUUUGCUUCGCAUGGGUUGUUGGUUCGUUUGGUUAUUUUCGGUGUUAGUUGCUUCAGUGACUGAACUUUUGUGUUCUAAGCAUGAGAGAGGGAGAAUUGUGGUUGCUUGUGUUUGCUUUCAUGGCUGAGUUCUAAAAGUAUGGAAGAAAAGAGUUGGAAGAUGUCAGCAUGUCAGAAAAUGGUGAAGGGUUGGAGACCACCAUUAGAACUUGUGUGGUGAUGAAAAUCUCUCUCUGUUGUUUCAUCAGGAGUUAGCAUUAUUUCUUCCUUUUUCUUUCUUUUUUUCCCUUUAUUUAUAAAUGUUGAUAAAUAUUGAUGCGAUAUGAUAUUUCUAUUGUGUAUGCUUUAAAUUAGACCUUUAACUACUUGCCAACUUGCAAUUUUGA
This is a messenger RNA of Momordica charantia (bitter melon), 1513 nucleotides long. Lineage: Eukaryota; Viridiplantae; Streptophyta; Magnoliopsida; Cucurbitales; Cucurbitaceae. The record is from RefSeq and is a predicted model, not a curated record.